UACCCAGCUAUGCACAAGCAGAGACAACCCAGAACGGAAAGAGCAACAGUCUCCUGAAACUCCAGCAAGUGGACAGUUUCCAACUUUGACCACUAAGAUAACACUACUGCUCCAUUUGCCAUUCUGAGGCCUCUGUUUAUGCUGCACCACAGAGAUGGAGUCACUACUGGGAGUAAAAAUUGGCUGCCUGUUUGCCCUGUUGGCUCUCACUCUGACCUGUGGCCUUAUUCCCAUCUGCUUCAAGUGGUUCCAGAUUGAUGCAGCUACAGGUCGUCACCGCCGGGUCCUCAGUUUCCUGGGCUGCAUUUCUGCUGGCGUUUUCCUGGGAGCAGGGUUCAUGCAUAUGACUGCCGAAGCCCUGGAGGGAAUUGAAUCAGAAAUUCAGAAGUUCCAGGUGCAGAACAGGACAGAAAUUAAGGGAAAUUCCUCUGAUGCUACUGAUUCAGAUCAUGUGGAAUAUCCCUAUGGAGAGCUCAUCAUCUCCCUGGGUUUUUUCUCUGUUUUCCUUUUGGAGUCGCUGGCAUUGCAGUGCUGUCCUGGGGCUGCUGAAGGAUCAACACUGCAGAAAGAGGAAUGGGGUGGAACUCACAUCUUUGGAUUCCACAGUCAUGAACCUCUACCCUCAGCCUCACGGGGUCCCCUUCGAGCCCUUGUCCUCUUGCUUUCACUCUCCUUUCAUUCCGUGUUUGAAGGUCUAGCUGUGGGGCUACAGCCAACAAUAGCAGCUACCAUACAGCUCUGUCUUGCUGUCUUAGCUCAUAAGGGGCUUGUAGUUUUUGGCGUAGGACUGCGUCUGGUGAAGAUAGGCACUGGAUCACGAUGGGCCAUGUUCUCCAUAUUAUUAUUAGCCCUCAUGUCCCCCCUGGGACUAGCCUUAGGGCUGACUGUGGCUGGAAGGGAUUCUGGAGCGGGGCAAGGCUUAGCCCAGGCUGUGUUGGAGGGUGUGGCAGCUGGCACAUUCUUAUAUGUUACCUUCCUGGAAAUUCUGCCCCGAGAGCUAGCUGGUCCUGAGGCCCCUUUGACCAAGUGGGGCUGUGUAGCUGCUGGUUUUGCCUUCAUGGCCAUUAUUGCUUUAUGGGCCUGAGAGUUCUCUAAUGGACCUAUCUAGGAGGACCGCUCUACCCGAGGAGACACCUCCCAUGACUUUGGCCCUCAGAUAUUUUUUUAACUAGGACUAAAUUAUAUCAGCUAGGUAUUCUCAUGGCCUGGACUUCAGCUUUUACCUACAUAAGAUCCCAUUUCUCACUCAGAAUUGAGAAAAGGAUGUUUAGGUUGAGUGCCUAUUUUUUUUUUUUUUUUUUGUCAUUACAAUUUUAUUCUUUAGGUUGAGUGCCUAUUAAUUGGAGAAUUGAUAUAAAGAUCAUUACUGCAGUUUUGAUUCUUGUCCCUUUUAUUCUACUGUGUACAAUAAAAUGUCCAUUUUAUC
Sciurus carolinensis (gray squirrel) is the source of this 1426-nucleotide messenger RNA. It is a transcript of the gene Slc39a2, whose product is annotated as solute carrier family 39 member 2. The coding region runs from base 155 to 1084 and encodes 309 amino acids. The transcript has 4 exons. The record is from RefSeq and is a predicted model, not a curated record. Lineage: Eukaryota; Metazoa; Chordata; Mammalia; Rodentia; Sciuridae. Gene Ontology annotation, biological process: zinc ion transmembrane transport. Gene Ontology annotation, molecular function: zinc ion transmembrane transporter activity. Gene Ontology annotation, cellular component: plasma membrane.